Molecule: messenger RNA, 1566 nt
Organism: Micromonas commoda
Lineage: Eukaryota; Viridiplantae; Chlorophyta; Mamiellophyceae; Mamiellales; Mamiellaceae
Exons: 1
Coding region: 1-1566 (521 amino acids)
Source: RefSeq, a predicted model, not a curated record
AUGGAGGUGUACGCCGUGACUCGCGAGUUUCAGGAAUGGGGCAAGGGCAUCUACAACCGGCUGCCCACGCCGAUUCGGAACGGACUCAAGGCUGCGGGCGUUUGCCACUUCUUGGUUGUGGUACGGGACGGCCCCGGCGGUGAUCUGUACUCGUUCGACUUCGGCCCGGUCGGCGGCGACGUGACGGGCGCGCUCUCCGGGGGCGUCGCGGGGUUUCCCGAGGUCGCUCCUUCGCAGCUGUGCUUCGAUGACGUCGUUCCCGGCUCUCUGCCCAUGCGUCGGUCGCAGUCCACCCCCGCGCUCUUCAAGGAGGCGCCGGAGGAGGAGGCGGAUGAGCCGGUCGAGAUCCUGGCCAAAGAAGCCAAAGAUCCCGCGGCCGCGGCGGCGACCGACGGCUCGUCGAGCGCGGGCGCCAAGAGCAGGAGGCGAAGGCCGCUCGGCAGGCGCGAGAAGAAGUGGGUGGUAGGGGAGAUUCGCGAGCACAAGAUCGACGAACUUCCUGAAGGGACGCACUUCCUCGGGACCACCGAGAUGACCCUGGACGACAUCCGCGACUUUAACGCAACCCGAAACAAGAUGUACGCGCUUCACGACAACGACUGCCGCCACUACAUGAACGAGCUGUGCGAGAGGCUCGUUCCGGAGCUCGGAAAAUACGGGCGAGGAGGUGUGGCGAGCAAACUCGCGUGGGACGCCACGUGGGGCCGGCUCCGAUCGGGCCGACCCGAGAUUCACCUGCUUCCCAUACAGGCCAUGGCCGACCUCAGGAACCAGCCGGCGCUGGAGCGGAUCAAGACUGCUUCGAUGGCGUCGGUGAUAUUCAGCCUGGGGAUGAGGGCGCUGCCCAUCGUGUUCAAGCCCGUGCUUCCCCUCGCGACCGCGGUGAGCAACGCCGCGCCCGCCAGGAGGCUGGUCACCACCGCCGCCGGAGCCGUCGCGGGCGUGUCUUCGGAGGUUCCCAUCGUGAGGGAGGCUCUGUACGCCGGAAACGUGGCCAUGGAAUCUCUGUCGGGGGUGGCCAACGGAUUGGUCCGGGGUACCACGAGCCUGGUACACGCCACCUCGGGACUGUUCUUCUCGUCCUCGCCAUCCACGGGGCUCGCGGCGGCGUCCGCGGUCGGUGGGGCGUCCCUCGGCGCCGAGAGCGCGAUGGGGCCGCUCGGGUUCGCGUCAGCCGGCGGCGCGACGGAGGCAAUCGCCGCGGGUGUCGCGGCCGGUCGACGGGGCGUCAGGGUUCGAUCCGCGGCGGUCAGCGCCGCGCGGGCGACCCGCAACGUGGCCACGAAGGCGGUGACCGGACUCAAGAGGUUCGCCUCCACCCCAAUCAGGCCCCCCGCGGCGAAGGUCACCAGGCGGCUGAGCUCCAGCUCGAGCACCAGCAGCCUGUCGUCCAGGCGAAGCUCCUUCUCCAUCUCAGGGAGCGAGGCGGACCUCGUAUCCCUGGCCGCCGAUCACAGCGCCGCGGUCGCGGCGAGGGCGAGGAGACUCCCGAGGCUGCCCAGCUUCGGUAACCUGCCGCUGUUCCGGCGAAGUUCCUCAGUCGGCGCGAACCUCGCCAGCAGGUGA